AUGGACCCGAAAGCAAACGAGGGUAUUCCCCAAACCAGCACCACCGCGGCUGCCGCCAGAGCCAGAGCCCCAGGCAGCGAGAAUGCAGCCAAAAAAACCCCAGAGGCAAUGGUGGAGUAUCUAGAUUGUCUAGAGAAGCUUGGCACUGUUGGAGAUAUCUCGGCAAGGCUGGUGACAUACUUCAACGUCUUCCAAGUCAGUCAUAACGAGAUGGCCGAGUAUUUCCGCGCCCUAGAGAUUCAUAUCAUCCCCUUCUUGGGGAAGUACGGAUAUGAGGAUCUAAAGCAAGCCAUCAAAGUCUCCUACGACACCUUCGUUGAUGAGGUUAGCUACCGUAUCAAUAACCCUGCUCAAGGAAAUGAGAAGGUUUCCGAGACUUACUAUGAACUCGUCAGCGUCAUCGACCGAGUCUUGAGUAAGGUCAUCAAGGACUUCAGCGAUGAUGAAGACGCCGGAAUAGCUACUGGCCCUGGCGGAAUUCAAGAUGGGGGCGGUGGUGCUGAUGAGGAAGGUGUUGGUGGGAAGGAGGUCGGAGGUGCCGACGCUGAGGAAAAAAAGAAAGAGAACGUUGACACGCUCGACUUGUCAAAGCUGUCCUUGGGCCCAGAAAACCCUGUCGUAAAGAAGAACAGGGACUGA
This is a messenger RNA of Orbilia oligospora ATCC 24927, 639 nucleotides long. RefSeq lists its product as uncharacterized. The record is from RefSeq and is a predicted model, not a curated record. The coding region runs from base 1 to 639 and encodes 212 amino acids. Lineage: Eukaryota; Fungi; Ascomycota; Orbiliomycetes; Orbiliales; Orbiliaceae. The transcript has a single exon.